Molecule: messenger RNA, 22670 nt
Organism: Lymnaea stagnalis (great pond snail)
Lineage: Eukaryota; Metazoa; Mollusca; Gastropoda; Lymnaeidae
Source: the annotation of a GenBank genome assembly
GAUAGCAGCAAUCAUGGCGGAGUUAUGGCAGGCUGUGUCCGAUGUUGUUUGGACACGGUCCUUUUGGUUACCUGGAAACCGAACUUGGGAUGAUCUUAAAAAUACAGAUAAUGGCAUAUAUCAUCCUCAGACUGGGGAUCUAAUAGUACCUGUGUAUCUUUCUGUCUUCGUUUACAUAUUACGGAUAUUUUUCGAAAGGUAAAUAGAAUACACUAUAAUUUAUAAUAAUAGUGUAUUUAUGUAGUAGGCUGUAAAGUAGGCCUAAAUUUUAAAUAAAAAAUUAUCAUCCAAUAUGUAGUAAAAAGACUAAACUAGCAGUAGUUUUUACAAGGCGGCCAGUCCCUAUUGCUAUUACUGAAUUUUACUCCUUUUAAGGCUUUUAACUGAUUGGCUACCCUAUUGAAAAACCCUGUGUGGCUGAAUUAAAUGUGGGUUACAUUUUCAUUUUCCCACAUUCACAAUCACUGUACUGACUGUACUGUUGAAUCACAUGCAGGGUCUUAGUAUAAAUUCACUUGCUUGUAUUAGUUAUCUUAAUUAUGAUAACCAAACAUACUUUUAUAUACCAUUUUGUAGAUGAAUGAGUUUACUUGAGCCUAGGGUCCAUCCAUAAAUGACAUACGAAGUGGUUAUAUGCAGCGGACUGCGUAUAACCCUGAGAGUUAUACGCAGUCGGCAAGUCACGUGAGGUCUAUAUACUUCCUCUGUUACAGUAUCGUUCGUUAAAGGUACCUCGUUAUCAAGAUGACUAGGUGGUCGAAUGGUUUGAAUUGAGCAAACCUGAAGUUUUUAGUUUGGAGUUCAAUUCCAGCCAACGGCCAGUCAAGACUGAAUGAUACAUGUUCAUUUUUAUGUUGGUUCUCGAGAUUAAUUAAUUCACGUUUGUUUUGGCUAAAAAUUGUUAAAACAUGAUUAGAAUUAUAAUCAGGGGUAGAGAGUAGCAGAAAAAAAUUGCUGUAGGGGCAGGGGGUUCUGUAGAGGGGGCACUGUAAGUAAUACUUUCACACAGUUAUAGUUUUGCAUGGAAGCUGAAAACUGUUACAUUAAGGUCACCCCCCCUCCCCCCCAAAAAAAAUAAAAGAUAAAUUAUAUGAGUUUUUAAAAAUAAAUAGAAUGUAUUUCCUGAAUUAGUCAGUGAAACCAACCACAUAGUCAUAGCAACAUGUAAAAACCUAAUCAAUCAGAAUACAGAACUCGACUUAAACCAAGGAAAUGUCUUAAGGCAGUGGUUCUCAACCUUUCCAAUGCCGCAACCCUUUAAUAUAGUUCCUUACGUUGUGGCGACCCCCAAACACACAAUUAUUUUCGUUGCUGCUUGGUAACUUUUGAGCGUGUGUGUUUUCCGAUGGUCUUAGGCGACCCGUGGGAAAUGGUCAUUCGACCACCAAAGGGGUCGCGACCCACAAGUUGAGGACCGCUGCCUUAAGGCAUAAUCAUCUUCUUAGUUUUAGACUCUAAGAAAUUUAGAACUUUGACUUAGACUUAUAAUUUAUAAGAUACAAGCAAUAAUACUAAUAAUAGCACUAAUACUAUUACUAUUAUUCAAAAUUAAUUAAAAUUAAUUCAUAAAAAAUUUUACGUCUUACUUACGUUAAACACAUUAAAAGUUAUAGUUCAAAACAACCCAUCAUGCGGCUAAUUACGCAUAAUACUUUUUUUGAAAUUGCCAAACUAGCGGUAAUAAACAUUAUUUGGCUAAAUUCCCAGCCGACUGCGUAUAACCCUGAGAGUUAUACGCAGUCGGCUGGGAAUAACUUUCAGGGUUAUGCGCAGCUGACUGCGUAUAACGCUUCCCAAUGACAUAUGUCUAGGAGGGGGGUGGGGGGCUCAAAUGUGUUGGUUUUUAAGCAUUCAUUGUGACGUCACAUUAAAAGCGUAGCAUUCUUGAAUCUUGGAAAAACUAAAUUACCAACAUUUUAAAAUUAUUCUUUUAUAUAAAAUUUAUAAUUAUUUUAUUUUUAAACUGAGAGAAUCAAUACAGAUAUGAUCUGAUAUGCUAGAUCUAAGAAAUGGCUUCUGAUAAAGUUACAGGAUGCCAUGGAGUAUGGAGGUGAAUCGUGGUGUAGUGACUUGACAUUUAAGAGAAUUUAUAUAAAAAUGUAGCAACAGGAGUCAUAGAAUUAGGGUUACCACUUGAAGUGAGAUAGAAUGAAAAAUGGUUGACGGUUGCAGGGAGAUCUUAAUAAAUAUUCUAGCCUAGAAUCUAUGGAAGCACUGCAUCCCCUCUUAAUUUCAAAAACAUUUCCCCCCAAAAAAACCCCCCCCCCCCCCAUAAAUUAUAUCAUUAUAAACUGUAAAAAUAUAAAAUAAUUAAUUUAGUUAUUGUUGUUUUGUUUAUUUAAUUAAUUUUCUAGAAACAAGAAACAAUAUUUAAAUAUACAAGUAAUGCGCAAAAAAAAAAAUUCAACAGCAAAUAAUGCUUUCUGCUGUUAAUCAAAAUGCAUCAAAAUUGAUUUUAUUUUUAAAGACAGGAACAACUAGCAAUGGCAGCAAAUGUGUUUUUAUUUUCUUGGUCUUACCCACCACAAGGGGCGCUUUCACUACUGUUCUAGACAAAUAUCUCUGCGGUAAUGCUAUAUCCAGGGGAGGUGCAUCAUCGCCUGUCGUCCCGUCUGGGGCUUAGGCCACAAACAAAGGCUCUCCAGGCAUCCCGGUCUUGGGCAAGUCUCUCCAGCUGUCCCCAGUUGUGCCCACUCUUUUUGGUGUCUGCCUCUAGUUCCCUUCUCCAAGUUAUUUUGGGUUGACCUCUUUUUCUCUUGCCCUGGCGUUCCAAGUGAGGGCUUUUCUCGUGAUACUUGAUGUGGGCUUUCUGAGGGUGUGGCCAAUCCAUCUCCAUCUGCUCUGGCAGACUAACUCUUCCACUGGUUCUUGUGUGCGCCGCCAGAGAUCCUCGUUGGUGAGGACGUUGGGCCAGCGGAUUCAUAGAAUCAUUCGGAGACAUGAGUUGAUAAACGUCUGUAGCUUAUUUGAACCAGCUGCUGUUGUUCGCUAUGUUUCUGCUCCAUUUAGCAAGACAGGUUUCACUGUGGUGUUGAAUAUCCUGACCUUGGUCUGUAGGGUCAAGUUGCUGCAGCUCCAGACUUUUUUUAGCUGGUUAAAUGCAGCUCUAGCCUUGCCAAUUCUCACUCUUAUGUUGGCGUCUGUCCCUCCUUGUAUGUCAAUGAUGCUGAUGAGGUAUGUAAAGCUAUCAACCUCUUCAAGGUUUGUUCCUUCUAGUGCUAUAGGUGUGUUGCUUGAUGUAUUUAUUUUAAGGACUUUGCUUUUUCCUCUAUGGAUGUUCAGGCUAACGCAAGCAGAGUACUGUGCUACAUAAUUGGUUUUCUCUUGCAUCUGUUGCUGUGUGUGUGAUAUUAGAGCGAGAUCAUCCGCAAAAUCCAGAUCAUCAAGCUGUUUCCAUAGUGUCCACUGGAUGGAUACCAUUUCUCUUCUGCUUUGUAGACAUUUUCAUUAUCCAAUCAAUGGUCAGCAGGAAUACGAAGGGCGAGAGCAGACAUCCCUGUCUGACACCGGUCUGCAUUCUGUUGAAUACUUUGCUUGGGAUGGAUAGCAGGGUUAUUCUUCUAUAGUAAGAGAAAGAACUAAGGUCUCCUUUCUUCAGGAGCUUAAUGAGGUUUCCUUCUUUCCAAUCAAUCAGUAUCUGUUCUUCCUCCCAUAUGUUCUUGAAUAGUGUGUGUAGCAUUUCAGUGCUAGUUGUAAUAUCUGCUGUCAAGGUUUCGGCCAGUAUUCUGUCUGGACUUGCCGCCUUGCCUUCCUUUAGUUGUUUAAUUGCUCUGCAUAUCUCUUAUUUUGUGGAUGUAUUGUGGGUGGCUAUCCUUUUCUAGAUCUUGUUCCGCUGGCUCUAUGUUAAGUGUGUGUUGUGGGGCUGGCCAGUUGAGGAAUUCUUCAAAAAUGGUAUUUAACUAUGUAUUAUAUGUAUGUUACAGUAUGUAUUAAUGUUGAGUUAUUAAUACUAACCAGUUGACCUAGCCUGUCCAUAAAAAAUAUUAUAUAAAAAUCUGGGUAAAGGUGGAGAUAGUGGUAUGGGGUUUGCCAAGAGGUAUCUUACCCUAAGCGCAGUGGCAUCACAAUGACAACUUUUCUGUUCUUCAGAAAGCAUUCUUAGCAUCAUAAACUAAAUCUGACGAUUGAUUAACUCUUUCCAUGCCAAGGGGUUUUCCACGUUUGUGCCAGACCAGUAUUCGGCCAAUGGAAAUUUUUUAGGGUGCCGCCUAUCUAUUAAUUAAUUUUGAAUACAUUUCUUUUAGCAAGAUAGCUGUAUUUCAUAUCAAAUUAAAGGAAAUUAGACAGAGAAUAAUAAUAAGUAAAAUAUAAAACAAUAUAACAACAAAAGUUAAAUUUUUUAGGUAAAAUUGUGAGAUCAAAUUUUCUAUAUUUUUAAAAUUGCACACCAAAUCUGAACUUAUCAAACUACCAUACGGUCUGUUUAGCUGAUAUCCUAUUCUGCUUCAAUCCCCAAAAAGUAUAUCCAUUUUUGAUCAUAAUGCAUUUUACAUUUUGAAAAUAUUCCAUUUUUGUUACAGAGUUAUACCCAUUUUUGUAACGUUGGGAGUAUUCCAAUCUGAAUCCUCACUGUUGCCAGAGUAACAAAGUGAUUUUGAAAAAAAUUCAUAACUUUUGAACUACUUGAGCCAGAAAGAAAGUUGAUCUGGGUGUUUUUUCAAUCCAUUCUCUAGGCUCUAUACAUUCGUGGUAUUUUUAUAUUUUUAAAAAUGUUUAGAAAUUUUUAUGAAAGUGCUGAUAGUCACCACUAUUACUAUUACUAUCACCAUUCUAUUACUAUUUCCAUUUGGCAUUCACCGACCCAUCAGAAUGCUGAAAAUCAUCAUUGGAAUCAGAUUCAAAUGAUUCAUGGUUAUUGUCUGUUGUUUUAGCAUCAAAAAUUAGCAAUAAAAGUUGUUUUUUUUGCAAAAUUGACUACCUACAUGGUCUAGCAACAGCUGACAUGCUUGGAGUGGGCGUGGCGGCUUUGUUUACAAAAGGUUCAACACAAAUUGAACUAUUAUUAGAAAAAACACAUGCAAACAUGCCCUCCUUCCUAAAAAAAAGGAAGUAGUAAGAGUUAUCCUUCGUUUAAGAACAAAAAAGUCUGAUUAAGAGCCACAAGCAACGAAAUAAACUACAUAAAUGAUAUCGACAGUAUACUGUGGGUUGGCACGAACGCGACCAGUCAAAUCGACAGUAUACUGUCGAUUGGCACGGAAAGAGUUAAGUUUAUAUGAAAUAUAUUAAAAUGAAUUGUUCCAAAUGUUUUUAUAAAAUUCAACUUACAAGGUUCAAAAGAAUCAUCCUUGCUAUUACGCCAAAUUGACCACCAGUGAAAAAGACAAGUGCCAUGCUAAAAUGCUGCUUUUUGAUUGGUUAAAAAAAAGCUGUCCAAAGUGUUGUGAGGCAAUAGAAACUUCCAUCGAAUAAGCACAGAGCUUAAAAUCCAAACCUUUUGAAUACGGAACCAUACUCAGAAGUUAACCUUUGAUCACCACCAUGAUCAGCGGCCAUAAGCAAAGUGUCAAGUAACUUCCAUAGACAAGUCACGUGGCUAUAAGUAUGUCACAGUGGAGCAUCUCACUAAAAGGCUGAUGUCAUCCAAGUGUCAACCCAAGGGUUAUGUGCAAAAAUAAUUAUUUUGGGGUGAAUUUAUUAAUGUGAUGGUAAUUAAAGAACAUGAUUUAAAUUAGCCUUUUGUGAAUCUUUUUCAUUCAUGAAUAAUUUGUCAAUCUAAAAUAAUAUUAGGAGACACGGCUGCUGCACUUCUCUUUUGUAUUAAUUUCUAAUAUCCUAGUUACAAACAUGGGGAAAAGGCUCCAAGCUACACUUCAGCCAGGCCUGGAAGACCAUUCUUUCUAUGAAAAUAUACACAGAAAUUAACAAAGUUACAGAAAUUUAUCAAUAUUGAUGUUUUAAAGAAACAAAUAUUAACUCUCAUUUCACAAGGUUUCAUGGCUUUCAUUACCUUUGCUAAUUUUAUUAAAAAAUUUAGUACUUGCCUGAGGUGUAUCACAGUCUUCAAAGCAGCCUUAUGUGCACAACAUGAUUUUUUAUUUUAUUUCAGAUGCAUUUUUGGACCAAUAGGACACUCCUUUGGGUUGAAGGCAGUUGUAAAAAAAGCAUCACAGAACCCUGUUCUAGAAAAUGCCUUUAAGCAGACAAAAUCACCUUCUAAUGAUAUUAUUCAGGUGAGUUAAUUAAAAAAAAAUUGGAGUUAUCAAUGGGCCACUCAUGACCAUAGGGUCUCUUAGAUGUAGCCAAUAUUUAAAAGAAGGUGCUUAUGCAAGACAAAUCCCUGCUUUUCUUUUCUUAACAUGCAUGAUGAGAACGCAAACAAGAAACAAAUUGAUUUAGGAUUAUUUAUCUAUAGGUAAGUUUUAGAUUGAGUUUAAAUGGCAUUUGUCCAAAUGUUGUUUCAAACAGUUUAAUUGUGAUUGUUUUAACUCCUGAUGGCUUUUUUAAAGUCCUAUAAUUGAAAAACCAACAUCAAUAUCUUCCAGCAUCCUCGUGGUAAAAUUAGUCAUCGCCUGAUAACAGUAAGCAUAGUCUAUACCUUUUCUUCAUAUAUCCUAUGCUUUUUAUUCCUUCAUCUUGAUCAUUAUAUUUAUCAUCUGAAGGAUAUAUGCAGUUUUCUUUAGUACGCUGUAUACAUACACCUUGAAAAAUUCUUCUUUGUUGAGCGCUCGAAAUACAUUUCUUCUUAGUUAUUUAUUAUUUAAAAUAAACAACCCAAAAUAUGAUCUGCAUCCAAAAACAUUUCAAAAUCACAUACAAUUUUACAUACAUUUUUUAUUUGCAAAUGUUUAAAAGGAAUCUGCUGGGCAACAAAUCAUCCUGUUUUUUCGGUAUAUAUGAAGAAGCUGCCUUUAAAGCUGUUAACUCAUAUGAGCUAACAGAAAAAAGUUAAUAUUUUCUUAAAUUUUAAAAUUAUUUUUUUUAAUGAAAUUUUAGAUUUGGGAAUGUAAGUUGCACCAUGCCAAAUAUAAAACAAAAAAUAAUAAUAUUAAUUUGUUGAAGAUAAAUAUAUAUUUCAUUUUAGAAUGUAAAGGUUUUUAAGUUGUAAACUUAUAAUGAACCUCAAUAAAUAAUUUAAAGCAAUUUCUGUUUCUUUAAACAUGGGUGAAAAAUGUAAAUGACAAUAUUGAGGUAAACAAACAUAAGUAUAAGAAUGAUUUAUUGGCUAUUUUUUGUAAUAGUAUUUUUUUCUGUUUUCUAGCAUUCAAGGCUUAUACUGUGAAUUUUACAUUACAACAUUAUAGUAAAUAUUAUAAAUAAUUAUUUUUGGAUGUUCAUGGAGACACUGCUAAAGUAUGGAUUUAGUUAAAAGGUUAAUAAUCAUUUUGGGGUGCAAAAGUAUUUUAAGAAAUGUUGCAUGAAAUAAAAAUAAAAUUUUAAUGUUAAACUUGAACUUUUUUUCACUACAAGUGUAGGAAUGCUAAUAAAUGUGUUAUGGGUAUUAUCUUUGUGGUUCAAUUAGACAAUUGACUUAUUUUAGAGCCCAGGAUCAACUAAUUACUAACUAUAGAAAGUUUUGUAUAAAGAGCCCCUCCCCUACUAAACCAUUAUAGAAUUUUUACAUAAAAUUUCUCAAAUUUUAAUGGCAAUUAGGGUUUUCUCAUUUCCCAGGGAUUUGCUUAUCCUGAUAAAACACAAAUGAAGUUUUCCUCAUGAGAAAUUCUGGGAUAAAAUAAUUACUGUAUUUUCCGGCGUAUAAGACGAUUUUUAACCUAUGAAAAUCUUUUCAAAAGUCAGGGGUCGUCUUAUACGCAGGGUGUCGUCUUAUAAGCUGGUAUACAGCCCAAACCCUAUAUUUUAACAGGAAAAGUAGGGGGUCGUUUUAUACGCCAAGUCGUCUUAUAUGCCGGAAAAAACGGUACUUUAAUUAAAAAUAUAUUAUAAACUGAAUUAAAAUUAAACUGUGAAAGAGUUGAUUUUUAAAGUUGUUUUAUUGGUGUUGUCUAUUUAAUAAAUAUAAAAACAAUGAUAAGGUUAGUUGAGAGGGUGGUCCCUUGCUACUAUUUGCUUCAUUUUCCACGGCUUAUCACUAGUAAUGGAUAACUAGCUAAUAAUAGGCUUGUUAAGCAAAAGUGGGAUAUAACUGCCUGUAGAAAAAAACCUCAACAUUUAAUGAGUUUUGCAUUCUUACAGGUGGCUAAUUCUAGUUUUGAAUCAAUCACUAAAUAUUUACAAGCAAAUAUUUCUAACAAUUUGAAACAACAGGCUCGUUUGAAUUAUAAAACAAUUAGAAAUGUUAAUGAUUUAUGACAAUCUGUCAUUUGCUGAAGUACAAACAAACAAGAACAUUUUAUUAAAGGUGUUAAAAUGGGAUUUCCGGGAGGGUAAAAUUUCCCAGGAAGUCUUUUGAUAACUCAAAGAGAAACCCUAAUACUACUAAUAGCAAUCCUUAACCUUUCCUUAGUGUUAAUUUUAGGUUUUUAAAAUUAUCAAAUGCUAGCAGCAUCAAAUGAGCAAUUUAAGAAGAAGAAAAAAGAGAGAUUUAGAGAAGCUAAGGCGAAAGCUUUAAGGUCUGAGUUUUCAAAAGAUGGCAUAGGACAAAUUAGAAAAUUAUUAAUCUUAUCCCUCUGCAGCUUCUUUAUAAGAUAAAUAUGGUGUUUAAUUUAAACAAAAUUUAUUUUAUGCAUCAGUCUAUUUUUUUUGUAGUGAUAUGUAAAAUAAUUUAUUUAUUUAGCAGUUGAGAAUCAAUAACAACUUUAUAUUUGUCAUAUUGGUGUUCAUAUGCCGUUAUUAAUUUUUUGAAAAGUUUAGCCGAACACCCAUUUGAUCUUUAUAACUUUUCAACACACCAAUAAUUAUAAUAAAACUGAAAAAAAAUUAUGGAAAAAAUUGCUACACAUCUUGCUUUUUAAAGUAAAUGUGCUUUUAAAGUAAAUGCUAGUAUCCACUUUUUUUGACUAAGUUUUUUAGACUAAUUCACCAUGUAACACCAUUUAGCAUCAUCCUGGAUAUGCUCUUAGUACAGUGUUUCCCAAACUUUUGACAUUUGUGUACCCUUGUCUAUAUUUUUCAAAACACUGAGUACCUCUCGUUACAAAAAAAAAAAAAAAAAAAAUUGCAAAAACGUUACAAAAAAAAAAAAAAAAAAAUUGCAAAUACUUUAAUAACAAUAAAAAAAUAUUUAUUUUCCCCUUUUUAGUAAAUAAAGAAAAUAAUAAACAAAAAAUAAAAUGCAUUCAUAAGGAUGAAAUUGUUUAUGUUGAGACUACUGUUCAUCAUAAUUUGGUUCCUUGGUUGUAAAUUUUAAUCUGAGAUGCAGUUCCAAACACAAAAGCCUGUUUCUUUUUUGACUUAAUGUUUACAAAUGUUGAAAAAGCAACUUCACAUAGAUAUGAAGUUAGAAAAGGCAAGAUGUAUUUCAGGACGUGCUCUGUUAAAGCUGAGAACAAAUGUUGCAUUUUCAACUAGAAUUAUUUUAAAGUACACUCCUUAUGUUUAUUGUUCAAGAAUCCCUAUGAAGCUAAUUCCAACAAUAGCUCUUCUUCUGCAUGCCAUAAACAUUCUGGCAUGGAUUUUAUAUUAAUUUUAAUUGGAUAUCUUAUUUAUUCAAUAUUUUUGUUUAAAUCAGGAAAAUAGUUUUCAGGCCCACAUGUAAGUUCUCUGUAAAUGCUGUGUUAUACAUUUCAGAGUAUCAGCAUCAAUUUUACUAGCUGAACUUGUUAUAAACUCAUGAAAAGAGGGCAAGGAGUCCACUUCUCCAUUACCAACUCUUUUUUGCCACAAAUUAAAUUUUGCCAUGGUAGCAUUCACUUUAUCUUGAAUAGGAAACAAUUAAAUUUCUUUGCCUUGUAACAAUAAGUUGAGACUGUUUAAAACAGAGAAUAUAUAUCUGCUACGUAUGCCAAUUUACAGAUCCAUUUCCAGUCAAGUUAACAGGUUCUCAGCUCCAAUCUUUCAUUAAGAAAAACUUGAAGUUCAUUUCUAAGUUCAAAUAAUCAGUUUAGAUUUUUCCCUUGAGAUAGCCAACGAACAUCAGCAUGAAAAAGAAGCCGAGUAUGACUACGUCCCAUUUCUUCACACAUUUGGUAAAAAAUUGUGCAUUUAAAAGACGACCUUUAAUGUAGUUAAUGAUUUUCACACUUUCAUCCAGAACUUUCUGUAGAUCAGCGGGAAUCUAACUCAUUACCAAAGCCUCUCUGUGUAUGCAACAAUGUGUGGAUAUGACAUUUGGGGCAACAUUCUUAAUUCUUGCAAUGAGUCUUUUAUUAAUUCCGACCAUACUUUUUGCUCCAUCUGUGCUUAUUCCAACACAUCUAUUCCAGUCAAUUUUGUUCUCUUGCAUUAAUUUAUUCAUAACAUUAAAGAUAUCUUCUCCUGUUGUAUGACCUGAUAGAGGCUGGCAAAUAAAAAGUCAUCAUGAAUUUCUUGAUCUUUUUCUUACCUAACAAAUGCCAUAAGAUUUGCAAAAUUUGCAAUAUCAGUGGAUUUAUCGACUUGUAAUGCAUGAUAACGACUUUGAGAAAUAUCAGACAAAAACACCUGUUUUACAUAAUUAGAAAUACCAAUGAUUCAUUGAUGAACUGUAUUAUUUGGGAGGGGAAAACAGUCAAACCUUUGUUUUUCCUCUUCUCCUAUCAUUACUUCUGCCAUUAUCUUGGCUGCAGGCUUGAUUAAAGUUUCGCCAAUCAUCUCAGCUGCACUGCAUUUUGCAAUAAAAAGUGACACAUAUUAUGAAGCUUCUAGGAUUUUUUUUUGUAUUUUCACCUGUCAAACCCUGCAUUACUUUACAAGACUGAUUUAAAUCCUUGUUUUCAAAGAAAUCGAUUUAUUUAUCUUUGUACUGUUUGUGGUUUUUCUCAAAAUGGCGCUUAAAGUUUUAUGGUUUCAUGCUUAAAUUUGUUAAAUUUUCAGAACAAAUGACACAAAAUGGAAUAGGCCCUUUUUCAUCUCCAGUCCAUGAGAAUCCAAAUUUAAGAUAUUCUUUGUUGUACUUGCAAGUUUUCCCUGCUCUUUUCUUAACAGGUUCUUUCUGAAUUGAAGGUGGUUCACCCUUGUUAAUUUCAUUAUUUUCUGUUUUUUGAUUGUUACUACAUUCAGAUACAGUCCCAGAUUUCAACCAGCGAUCCAUAAUCUUGAAUUCUAGGGCUAAAACUUAUAUUUAGUAUGAAUUAUCAAAAUCAAUAAGGCUUACUAAAGCACAAAGCAAACCUUUCCUAUUAUAAAAAUCACACGAAAGCCAAAAAUGCACACGCUGUAGCAGUUCAAUGUGUACUGGAUUUUUUGUGUGAAACUGUUAUCUGGGCCAUGGAGUCAGGGAAUGCAUGGAAUAACAGCGCCCGAUGACGCCACAGGCUACACAUACAUACAAAAGCACACAUCACAAUACUAACAAAAGAACUGUCAAAUGCAAACGUGUUCUGGUGUCAACACUUUUUAGUAACUUUGAUAUGAGAACUAAAAUAACCAAAACUAAAGGAAAAUGAACCCUGAGACCCAUAUAAGUACAUAUAUUCUGAGAGUAAGUGGAACAAGGAAUCAUAUGUUAUGAAUGUUGGAAUUAUGUGAGCUAUGUAAAAUAAAUAUGACCUUGAUAUUUAAACUGUACAUUUAGUACCACUGUUUAUCUUUACUCAACUAUCACCCAGAUUGACUGCGGGGUCCUUUUUGUCAACUAAAUACGUUUUUUAGACACAUAAAACAUUAUUCUUUCAGUUUAGAAAAUAUAAAGUUAUUUGGGUUUAUAGAAAUAAAAAAAAAAAAAUUGUGGUGACCUAAAUUUUUCUUCAUAUAAGGCCUAUUGAAUUAGUAACCUUUUCCCUAUUACCGGUACUAACACUAUUAUUAGAAAUUAAUUUGUACUUCUGCCAACCUCACUAUCAUAAUUGUAACUGCCACCAAGAGUAGUGCCAACAAAACUAUCUUCAAAAUCAGUUCCAUGAAGAAAGAAUUAAAUAAAUUGGGAAUUUUUUUUAGCAGAGCUAAAUUCCGAGUCCAAAAAGUUGGUUUUAGCAAAAAAAAAAUCAGCUUGAUUCAAAAUAAAAUAAACAAAAAAAAACAAGAAGUAAAUACAACUUAUUUGAGUUAUCCCCCUUUAAAAUAAUGUAAAACUUCUCCUUAAUGGCCGAUCAUCGGCCGUUAUGACAUUUCAUGGGCUAAAUAGUUAUGAAGUUUUUUUUAUUAUUUUCUAUGUUUGUAAUAGAAAAAAAUUAAGCUGGUUGUUGCACCUGGUGCAGCCAUAGCCCGGUGCAUCACAUACCCCUACCGAACUUUUCCCGUACACCCAGGGUUAUGUGUACCACACUGGGAAACACUGCUCUAGCAUAUUAGCUCAAUUGUGUACCUUUAUCACAGAAUAUAGAUCAGAGAACAUCUACUGAUUAAUAAAUAACCUGUAAUUUAUUAAAUUUAUGUCUUAAGCCAAAAUAUUGUUGUCAAAUAUAAUUUAUAUUUGUUGAAAAAUCAAAAAAAUAUUUAAUUUGUUUGUGGCAUCUGCAGUCUUUUUCUUCUUAUUUUUUUUAUAAAUAGAAAUAAUACCACUUAUUGGUUCUUUUAACAAAAGUAUAUGUUUAAAUCAUCAGCACAAUGGAAAUAAAAUAUACUUCAUAUUAGAUAGAAUCUAUCACAUUGAUUGAUUGAAAUAGAUGUAUAAAAAAAAAUAUUGUUUAAAAAGCUGUGGCACUAUUUUGAAUUUGUGGAAAAUAAAUUGGAGAAUUUAAGAAAAUUGUUUAUAUUUUCUAUGUUCAAUCAAACUCAAGGUUGGAUUUGUGUUCAAACAGCAGAUUCGCAGUUCCCGUAGAAAAUUUGUUAUAAGUUUCAUAACAAUAAAUUAAAAAAUGCGAUGGCUGAGGUUUUAUUUACUAAAUGUAAAACAAGCAAUGUUGCCCAGUGGGUCUGCUUUUGUUUUUGAAUUGUUUUGAAGACUUUGUAAAAAUUUCAUAUUGAUGAUUUUUUGUUAACAAAAUUUCCUUGCAUUUUUAAAAUGUUAGGUCUUUUAAAGCUGAUUAAGAGGCUAAACCAGUCUGCAAGCCACUAGUGCUUAUAUGCCCCCAAGCUUCUGCUUGCCCUAAUAAGCACUCGUUUCAAUUAAAUAGUUUUUUAAAGAAAAUUAUGUGGGAACUGUUUUCAUAACUUGUUAGCUUUGGACAAAAGAAAUUGUAUAAAAAUUUGUAUAUUACAACAUUUAAUUUAAUAUAUUAUGGGAUUUUUCGUUUCUGAUUAAGCCUUAGAUCUUUACUUUCUAUAACUUUCUUUAUACAUCUAACAAUUUUAAAAAAAUAGAACUUUAAGGUGCACAAUUCCUAUUUAUUUUCUCAGUAAUACAUUGCAUAUCACAAUACACUAGCAUUAUGGGGUCUAACCUAAUUAGUUCAGUUAUAUUCUAAUAAAGGCGAGUCAAUGAAUUAAAUUUUAUUUAUAAUGACGUUUAUAAAAUAUUAUUACAUUAAAAUUAGAUAAUGUAGAGCCUAGAAAUUCUUUAUCCCAUACAUGUUUUAGAAACAUGUUGUCUGAUAUGAAUAAAUUUGAAACUUAACAUUAAGCACUUUUGUAAAACAUGCAAAAUAGUGGACAUUUAUUUAGAAAAAUAGCCAUAUUAUUUGUCCAAAUUUUCAUAGCUUUUUAGAGACAGAGACUUUUUAAAAUUUGUUUUCAGAGUCUUGCAAAACAAACAGAAAUGAGUGUACGGCAGGUUGAACGUUGGUUUAGGAUAAGACGAAACCAAGAUCGAACACCCGUGUUUAAAAAGUUCUGCGAAUCAUCGUAAGUUUACUUUUUAAAUGAGUUUUGUUGAUAAAGGUUGUUUCAUUAGAAAUUAAUAGUAUAACAAAACCUUGUAUUUUUAAAUGCCAAAUUCAUCUCUAAUAACUAAUAAAUUACUAAGCCCCUUUUUUUUUACCCACAGAUGGAGAAUGUUGUUUUAUUUUCUCAUAUUUUGGUAUGGCGUGUAUUUACAUUUAGAUGUGAGUAUAGAUUAUGCAAGUUUGGAAGAAAAAAAAUGUUUUUCAUCGCUGAAAUGAGAUAUUUAAUUAAAAUAUUUUCAUUUAUUUUUCAUAUUUGUAGUUAUUUUAAGAAUAAGAAAGAAAUGUUUUUUUUCCUAUGUGCAUAACAUUUUAUUACAAAAUACUUGAAGAAAAAAAAGAAAUAAAAUUAAUAUUUAAAAAGCCAUAGCUGAAAAUAAUUGAACCUAUGAAUGAUGUAAAAAAUGAAAAUUAUAUGAAGUAACAAAUUUCCCCAGAAAACAUGGUUUUAUGACACUUUGCAAGCUUGGGUUGGUUGGCCACAUCAUGUAAGUUCUUUAUUGUUUGAUAAUUCAUUCACAUUAAGAAAAAAUUAUGUUUUUUUAAAUUUAUAACAGUGUAGAAAAUUUAAAAACGUUUAUUAAUGCUCAACUUCAAAAUAGAAUAUAUAAUUUUAAACAUCUAAAUUUGAUGUUGCAGAAUGUGACCAGCGAUGUGUACUGGUAUUAUAUGAUUGAAGGUGCCUUCUACAUCAGUUUGCUCUUUUCACUCUGCACAGACAACAAGAGGAAAGUAAGUUUUUAUGUAGAAUUUCAAUUUUGAAACAAAAAUGUUUACAACAUUAAAAAGAACUACAGGAGGAAUGUAUGGUCAAUGGGGAAUUGAAGAAGAGAGAAAGCUGAGGCUUUCAUCUCACUCUUUCAACAUUUCAGACUUGACUGUUUAAAACAUGCCUUCCAUAUUUAUUAUGUUAUUCGAAAUGUCUGAAGCUACAAAUCUCUAGUUCUUAUGUUAUUUUUGUUUCUCCGCAGGAUUUUUUUUAUGGUCAUUUUCAAAACUCAAUUGUCACAACUGCUAUCUAAUACUAGGUUAUCAGCAUUUUUUCAUUGUAAUGUUUAGCUCCAAAAUGACACUAUGUAGCUGUUCUAAAAAUACAUUUGUAAAUUUUUUUACAUUUGAAGCGGCUAUUCUACAAAUCCAUUUGUACAUUUUUUACAUUUGCUUUGAUGGCAAUGUCAUCAUGCCUAUUGAAGUGAACAAUUUAAGGAUUAAAAAGUUACAAAUAAAAGGUUUGUGUCUUUUAAUAGCAGGCAAUUUGCUCCUAUUUUUCCCAAGCUGUGCAAUCAUGUUAAAUGCUAUUAGAUUAUGUGUUUAGAGCACUGGAUUGUGUAAUUUGUGCAAGGUAAACACAUUGGUUGACAUGUGUGACUGAAAAGUUAGAAGCUUUCUCCUGUCAAAAUUUAAAAAAGAUUCUUACAAUUUCUUGCAAUUUUAUUGAAGCAACAGAUGAAGUGUUGAUUGCAUUAAUUAACAAUGCAUAUAUUUGCCUUGUUUCCUUUUCAUAAUAUGGAUAGAGAGUAUCAGGAAGUAUGUUAGUUGUUUUUCUUAUUCACAGUAGGAAGUAAACCAAAGUUUGUACCAGUUAUUGAAUUUCUUGCCUUUAUUUGUUAAAGUGGGCCAAUUGAUAAUGUGAACAAUUAUUAUCUUAACUGAUAGAUAUAAAAGUGCAAAGUGGUGAGAUUCUGACUAGAAAAAUAUGUAUGAAAUAAUAUUCAUCUAUUUUUAGGACAGAGAAACCGAACAAAGCUUAAGAAAAUGGGUAGUAGUUUUGAUAAAAUUUGUAAAUAAUUAAAAAAAAACAUACUUUAAUAGAAUAUUGCUCCAUACAACAACAGAUUAAAAUUAAAAAAAAAAUUUUGUUGCAGGAUUUCACAGAAAUGGUAAUCCAUCAUGUAGCGACACUAUUGCUGAUGGGCAUGUCAUGGAUUAACAACUUUGUCAGAAUUGGAACGCUUGUCCUCCUGGUACAUGAUGCUGUAGAUUCUUGGAUGGAGGUCAGGCUCUUUUUAAAUCAUAUAUAUAUAUAUAUAUAUAUAUAUAUAUAUAUAUAUAUAUAUAUAUAUAUAUAUAUAUAUAUAUAUAUAUAUAUAUAUAUAUAUNUGCAGAUGACAGACAGCACAUUCUUUCAAAUUUUCAGCUCCACCCCAAACCCUUACUUCCCAAAAUCACCCCUUUUCAAGGCAAAUAUAAAGUACACUGAUUUCAAGGAAAAUAUAAAGGACACUGAUUUCAAUAAAUAAAAUUCUAGAUAACUCCGCUAAAUGAGAUUUUUUUUUUUUUAAAUAUCGCAAGUGCGUUUAAUCUUAAGUAUUUUCUAUUGUUUUUCUGAAAUAAAGUUGGUGAAAUAAACUGGGCUGUAAAGUGGGUGAGUCACUAGAGUAUAAUUAUAUUUCAAGGACAUGAAAAAAAUGUGCAACUGCAAAAAAAGGAAGGGGGGGGGGGGGCUAUUUGGGAUUCUUAUAAAGUGCGUUACUUUGAGCCAGAAUUAUCAAUAACAUUGAUCAUGGGCCCUCAAAAUAUAGAAGAAGAGAAGACUUGUAUGCACGUUUUGUCAAAUUUACAGCCCCACCCCUAUUGCUCGAUAUUACAUUUUAUAAAGGAUUGUUUAAUUUUAUUUAUUAUGAUAUAAAUUCUGUGAACAGUAUUAAACAAUUUCUUAGCAGUUUCCUUUGGCGCUGGUUCAAACACAUUCACAUGACCCACCAUUUAAACAAAUUAUGAUAGAUAAAUGGUAGUAAGAAAACAUUAAUUAUGAACAAAUGGACAAAAUAUUUAAAGAGUUGUCAGUUAUUAUAAAUUAUAUGUUAUAGAAUUUAAUUAAAGAAAUUUCACUGGUAUUUAAUUGAAUAAGAAACAACUGGCACCUUUAAAAAGUAUUCUCCCACUUUAACUUUUUUCACCUUCUAUUUCAGGCUGCUAAAGUUGCAAAGUAUUUAGGCUAUGAUAAAGUCUGUGAAAGAUUGUUCUUUGUGUUUAUGGUGGUCUGGGUUCUCACUAGGAUGAUCUUAUUUCCGUUGAGGUAAAUUUAAAACAUUAAAAUUUUCAGAUCAUUUUGUUACCGACUGCUGCUGUUAGAUCAGACUGAAGGAAAUUACAAAUCAAUCUGCUAACUGAUAUGAACUCUAGAAGUCACCCACUUUUAAUAAGACCUGCUCACACCACCAGUAUUAUUUAAUAUAUUAUUAUUAUAUAAAAAAAUAUUCAGUCCAAAUAUACCCUACCAAAUAAAUUAUAACUGGACUCUCCGCUAAUAAUUUUCACAGAAUUUUAAAGGCAAAUUUUUUGUUGUUGUCAGUAUUAGUUAAUCAGUAGUCUUAAUCCCUUGUACAAUCAUUUAGUAUAUUUUAACCCUCGGUGUUUGGUUUUUAAUCAAGAGUUCCUUUAAAAUAAUAACCAUUUUUAGAAGACAAGAUUUGGGGAAAGGGUUAGUUUUAUUUUUCUGAAGCUUAAAUAAAAUAAUUCUUUUUUAAACGAGUGUGCUUUAAAUUUCUUAAGGAUUAUAAGAUCUACAAUGUUUGAAGCUCUUAUUGGGUUGCAAGACCCAACUGUUGGAUGGUGUACGAUGUGGUCAAUCUACAAUUUCCUGUUGAUAAUUCUCCAGAUAUUACACAUUAUCUGGUUCUAUUACAUUUGCUUAAUUGCUAAAGAUGCUUUCAGAGGCCAGGUUAGUAUUCAUGUUCCUAAUUUAUUUACUUAGAUGUGUAAAAUAUAAACUUAUUUUAAAAAGAAAAAAGUUAUAUUUAAAAAAAAAUUAAAAGUAAUUAACUUUUUCUUCUUCAGAAUCUGCCUAGUCACUCACAAAUAAAGGGUUUAUUAUUAUGUUGAUACUUAUCAUUUUUUAUUAAAGAUGAACUAUCUGAAUAUACAGGCUUAAGUUCAAAUAAAAAAGUUCAGAUUGCCACAUCUUCUAUAAAAAAUAAAAAAUUGGUAGGGUAUAAAAAGUCAUUUUUUCUCCCUAAUUUCUGCUAAUAUACAAUUUAAAAAAAAAAUGUUUUCACUGAGUUAAUUUUUAAAAGUUAAAAAACAGAAAAAGUCUAAAUUAUAUAUUGUUAAAAAAAAUAAUACAACUUCACUUUGUUAUUAUUCUUUCACAGGUGCAAAAGGAUUCACGUAGCAGCUUGGAAUCUGCAAGUGAAACUGAAGGGGAAAUCCAAGAAAGUAAAGAACACAGCUUAGACCCAGGGAAAACAGCAAAUUGGUCUGCAAAUGGAAUUGUCAAUGUCAAGACCAAGAAAGUCUCAUAGACAUUUCUGGAAGGACUAGCAUUCUUUAGCUAUCUAUUUCCUGCCAAAUAAACUUUUUUUUGUUAUGUUAAAUUUUAUGAAUAUUCUGACAUGGUCUUGAUUUAUAAUUGUUACUUUAAAAAAAACAAAAAACUAUAGUUUUUGUACAAGCUUUUUAUUUUAAUUUGACAAAUUUUAAAAUAUAAUUUUUCACCACUGUAUGUGCCUGAUCAUACAUUUGUUGCAUGGCUGAUAUUAUUAAACCUCAUGUUUGGUUCCAUUUGCAAGCCUUGUUUAAAGUUAUGUCAGAUGCAGUAGAUGUCCACCAGUAAAACACAACUCCUUAUCCUUAUAAAAUUUAAGCAAGUAAUUUUUUAUUUAAAUAUGAUAUAUACUUAAAAAAUUUCAAGCUCCUCUCUAUAAAAAAUCUAAUCAUGACAAACUUAAUUCCUUAAAAAGUAUUAUAAAUUUUGAGCUUUUCCACGUUUGCUUUUGGGGGAUUUUUUAAAGUUGAUUACAACUAGAUGCUUACAUAUUUAAUUUUUACAUCUAGGUCAGUUUUGGUUGUCGAAUUGGGCACAUACUGCCUUUAAUUGCUGAUGAGCAAUAGUUGUCUAAUGGGGUGCUUAUUGUUUUUUAUUUGAACAUAUACAAAGAGCGCAACAUAUGCUGACCAUUAAAAAAAUAUCUAUGGGUCAGCAGGUUUGGUCAAUAAUUUAAAAUUAAAUUUGAACAAAAUAUGCUUGGAAAAUAAAAAUACAACUUUAAGGAUUGGUUCACUUAGAUCCAUUUUCAAAUAUUAUUUAAUACUUUUAAUAGAUGUGGUAAAUGUUUUUUCUUUCUUUUUUUGGUUUUUGUUUAGAUCUGGAAAAGCAAUAUUUUAUGUCCCUUGGGUGUUUUUUGUUAUUUGAAUUUCUAUAUUGAAUUGGGUGUUAACCUGAACAAUUUUAAGAAACUCUGGUAUAAGUGCCGAACCUGAUGUGUAGAUAUUAAUCUUACAUGUAAAGAAUAUAUUUUUACCAUACUAGUGGUUUGAUAUGUGUAAAACUGUUUGAUAUUUUUUGUGUGAUCUAUUUAUUUUGGAUAAGGAGUCAAAUGUAACAGUUAAAAUCAGUUCUAACCUGCUCAAAGCUUACCCUUUUAAUCCAGGAUGGGCUUCUACUGCAUUUACUUUCUAUGUUUAAGGCUCAGACUUUCUUAAUUUUUUUUCUAAAAUUUGGUACCGGUAUAUAUAAUUUCAUAAAACAGGAAUUAUAAAACACUACUUUUUUAAAAGUUAUCAUAUUUAAAGUGGUGUACUAUUCGGUAUGGAAUUUGGUGUAAAAUUAAAAUUGCACCAUGUUUGUCUGAAUGAACUUUCAAACGGGAAAUACUUUUAAUCAACUUGAGCAAAUGAAUCAAAUAUAUAACAAUGUGUCCUUCCUUUUCCCAAGAAUGAAUAAGUUUUUAAAACUAAUUGGUUUUAUUGUUAAAAGCAUUAAUUUACCACUGUCUCUUAACUGUCAUUAGUAAGCUUGUUUUUUUUAGUGUGUCAAAUUUUCAUGAGAUGUACUCAAAUUUUAGCCAUAUUUCCCCACAAGUCGUUAUUGUUUUUUUUAAAUCUUGAAUAUUGAAAUGACUUUAAAAUUGCACUAAAUUUUAAGUUUAAUCCAAGUAGUAAUUUCAAUAAAAAGUACUGAAAUAUGAUUUAUACUGUUACUGAAAGAUAUCUUUAAAAAAAAAAUUAUACAUCAUUCAGACAUGUUGGAGUCCUCUGUGCAAGCAGCCAAAAAGUAUUUAUGCUUUUAUACCAAAGGUUAAGAGGUUUCAUGUUCUAUUUUGAAUUUCAGAAUCACAGACUAUUCAAUGCUUGAUUUUACUUGUUAGUUUUGUAAAAUUCUUACAAUUAAACCAAAAUUUUGCUCAUUUCAUUCCUAAAGGCUUUUGGGCUGUUACAAAUCAUAUCAUUGUUGGAAAAUAUAUUAUUCCAGGUUGUCGGAAAUUAUUUUAACUAAAACACAUUUUUUUCUAUAAUAUUCAUUUUUUUUUAAAAUAGUGGGUUUAAGCUAAGUUAAGUGUAGCUAAUACAAAACUUGAUUUUUGAUUUUAUGUUAUGAUUUGAAGAUCCGCCUGAAUAUUUGACCUAAUUAAAAGAUACCUUAAGAUGUUUUUACAUCCACCUGGCUGUCAAACCUCGUAUGUUAAAGUACAUUUUUGACUGCUCAGUGUUCUUUUUUCUUGCUAAAUGAAUCAUUGUAUUAAUAGAAUGUUCACACAAAUAUAGAACCGCGACUGUGAUCAACUGGUUUGAAAAAUUGUUGUUGCUGAGCAAAUGUUCCCUUUUUUUUAAAAAAAACAACAAAAGUCAUUUUAUUGUUUUGAAUUAAUUUUGAUAAUUUUUUUUUGUUACUGCACAUUAAUAUUAAUUUUGCACCAUAGUUAGGUGUGUUUUAAAUAAGAGUGAUUUUCUUUCAAAAUUAAAAUUUUCUCCAGUAUUACAAUGUGUCUCUUUCAAAGUAUGAUAAGAUAGAGAUGAGAUUUUAAAAACUUAUGUAGACAUUGUCAAAAACCUUUUCUUACAUAUCUGUAGACCAAGAACUAUGACUGAACCAGUUUUCUUAUUAGAACUAUGACUGUACCAGUUUUCUUGUUUCUACAUUAUUUUGUGGUGAGAGUUUAUUUAAAAUAAAUCGUAGGCUUCUAUUAUUUUUAAAGUCUAUUUUCAAUAUCAUCCUGGUUGCUCAGCACAUUGAAUGCAAAAUAUUGCCAUGUUUUUUUUAUAAUUGCUCUUAAGGUUGAUAAAAGUCUACAGAUGUUUAAAAAACUUAUGCGUGCAGACCUAUACCAUUCAUGAUAAAUACUUGACACUAAAGGCCCUGGCAUUAUGUUUCUUUGAUUGUAACUUUCACAUCAUAAAAUUGCUCACAUUUUGUAUGUUUUUUUAGAUUAAAAAAUUCUAUUCAGUGUGAAAUUGUAUGACAGAAGUGUGAUUUGACCCAAAAGUGUUUUUAAAAAAAAAAAGUUUUCCUUGUAAUUGCAUACUAAAAUGCCACAUUCGCUCUAACAAUUGUCAGCAGUCACCACAGUUUAAACAGUUGUCAGAUUUACAGAUUACUUUUUGAUUAAGCAUAAAUGUUUGCAAAAACCCCCCCCUCCCCCAAAAAAAAAAAAUUGUAAAGAAACAAAUAUUUAAAACCUUUCACCUUUAAAAGAUUUUCCCCUCUCUACAAACAUGCAUCUGUAGAUGAGCACUUUCUAAAAAAAUCAUUGUGAGUUCAAAUUUUUUUCUUUCUUUGCAUUUCUGUUCCAUUUAUAGAUUUGUGGGUACUUCACCCAUAUUAUUUAUGAGCCAGAUUUAACUAGCUUAAAUGGAUUUUUUCCUAGUGGUAUAUUGCCUUUUCAUGUGUAUUGAAAUUGCAUGCAGAGCACUUUAGGCCUUUAAAAUACCAUAUCGAUGGCGAAAAGAAAUUUUAAGAAUUAAAUCGGUCAUAAUCGGACAGUUUAAAUUACUUAUUUCGGAUGGAAAUUUUUGUUUCCUUUUUAAAAAAAUAUAAGACAAGUUUUUUCAUUUCUUGUCACCUCAUUUCCAGUGAAAAGUUAUAUGAAAGAAAAGUUGUGUUUAUUGAAAUUUACUCUUUAUUUAGGUCUACCGUUAUUAUCACUUGCAAGCCAUUAGUUUCUUAACAGUAAUGGAAUACCUUGAAACAUAUCUUUUUGUAAAUAUUGAAGCAUUUUGGCAUUUUAAUUUGCAAUUUUUUAAUUUUUUAUUUCACCAAUACUUGAUACAUUACCAGUCAUUCAAAUUUGUAUCCAUAUAUCAGAUAUUGAUUUUUUUGUUGUGUCAUGGGAUAUAUUUAAGACUAAAUUUAGGACUUCUGAUCACCAAAGUAAAGCAGCCUAUGUAGAUCUUAUACUUUGCUUGCACUUCCAUUAAGUCUACAAACCAUAAUUCCAUUUUUUAAAAAUUUAAGCUGUCACUAUUUUUUUACCAUUGUCUUUUGAGUGUUUAAAAAAAAAAAAAAAAAAAAAAAAAAAAAAAAAAAAAAAAAAAAAAAAAAAAAAAAAAAAAAAAAAAGAAAGGAAAGGAAAGAAAAGAAAAGCUACAAUAAAGGACAAAUUUUGUGUGUGUGCCUUAGUUGAUUCUUGGUUCACAUUUGCAGCAUUUUGAACCCUUUCUCUAUUUUUUCUAAACAUAAAAUACAGAAUCUGCUAUCAACUUUUUCAUUUCAAUAAACCAAAAAAAAAAAAUUGCUUAGACUUAAGACAAACCUCUGACACUAGAAUUUUGCUGGAUUGUCUCUCGACAAGGCCAUUUCAUAGAGAGAAAAAAAAAAGUAUUUUAUUGAAAUGUUUUUUGUUUCAAUGAUUUACAGCAUUCAGAAUGCAUUACUCACUCAAGAUAUUUCUGUGAGAGUUCUCUAGGGGUUAGUCAACCUGAUGAUGGUAGGGAUUUUUAUUUUGUCAGUCAAAUAUGAGCUCUGUUUGCUAUAGAGACUUUCUUAUCUGUUCUUGCUACAUGUAUGUAAUGAUUAUGACAUUAAAUGAUAUGAAUAUCCAGCCUCUAUGUCAGGGUUCAUUUUAUGAGGAUUAAGUAUCUUCAAAAGGUUAUGGUAAUAAUUAACUCUUCAGAAACAGUUGAAUUGAAUGAAAUAAGAAAUUACUGAAGUAAUAUGUAUGUAAUGAUUAUGACAUUAAAUGAUAUGAAUAUCCAGCCUCUAUGUCAGGGUUCAUU